GGCGAGGGCGGCGAGCCAUGACGGGCGGCAGCGCGGCGUUUCGCCGUCGGUGCUAGAGGGCGACCGCGGGGCGCGGAGCCCGCCUGGCUCGGCGGCGCGGAGCGCGGAGGUAGCGCGGAGGGGCCGCCGCCGCUGCCGCCGCCGCCAUGGGCAACGCGGGGAGCGUGGACUCUCAGCAGACGGAGUUCAGGGCGCACAGCGUACCUCUCAAGCUGCCCAUGCCCGAGCCCGGUGAGCUGGAGGAGCGCUUCGCAGUGGUCCUGAAUGCGAUGAACUUGCCGCCUGACAAAGCCCGGCUUCUGCGGCAGUAUGACAAUGAGAAGAAGUGGGAGCUGAUCUGUGACCAGGAAAGAUUUCAGGUGAAGAAUCCUCCACACACAUACAUCCAGAAGUUGAAGGGCUAUCUGGAUCCAGCUGUAACCAGGAAGAAAUUCAGAAGACGAGUCCAAGAGUCUACUCAGGUACUCCGAGAACUGGAAAUUUCUUUAAGAACAAAUCACAUCGGAUGGGUCAGGGAGUUCCUGAAUGAAGAAAACAAAGGCCUGGAUGUUCUGGUGGAGUACUUGUCAUUUGCACAGUAUGCAGUCACGUUUGACUUUGAAAGUUUGGAGAACAAUGUGGAAAACUCAAUGGACAAGUCCAAACCGUGGAGCCGAUCUAUUGAGGACCUGCACAGAGGCAGUAAUUUACCCUCACCAGUUGGCAACAGCAUUUCCCGUUCUGGCAGACACUCGACUUUACGGUAUAACACCUUGCCAAGCCGAAGAACGCUAAAAAAUUCCAGAUUAGUGAGUAAAAAAGAUGAUGUUCAUGUCUGCAUCAUGUGUUUACGGGCCAUAAUGAAUUACCAGUAUGGAUUCAAUAUGGUCAUGUCGCAUCCACAUGCUGUUAAUGAAAUUGCACUAAGUUUGAACAACAAGAAUCCCAGGACAAAGGCCCUUGUCUUAGAACUUCUAGCAGCUGUUUGCCUUGUCAGAGGAGGACAUGAAAUCAUUUUAUCGGCGUUCGAUAACUUUAAGGAGGUGUGUGGAGAGAAACAGCGCUUUGAGAAGCUGAUGGAGCACUUCCGAAAUGAAGACAACAAUAUAGACUUCAUGGUGGCCUGCAUGCAAUUCAUCAACAUCGUUGUCCACUCAGUGGAGGACAUGAACUUCAGAGUCCACCUGCAGUACGAAUUUACAAAGCUUGGCCUGGAUGAGUACUUGGAUAAACUGAAACACACGGAGAGUGAUAAACUGCAGGUGCAAAUUCAAGCUUACCUGGAUAACGUUUUUGAUGUAGGAGCUUUACUGGAGGAUGCUGAAACCAAGAAUGCAGCCCUGGAAAGAGUUGAAGAACUGGAAGAAAACAUUUCCCAUUUAUCUGAAAAACUCCAAGAUACGGAGAAUGAAGCCAUGGCAAAGAUUGUGGAACUGGAAAAACAGCUUAUGCAAAGAAACAAAGAACUGGAUGUGAUUCGGGAAAUCUACAAAGAUGCAAAUACCCAGGUUCAUACCUUGAGAAAAAUGGUGAAAGAAAAAGAAGAAGCCAUCCAGCGACAGUCAACACUGGAGAAAAAGAUCCAUGAACUGGAGAAGCAGGGAACCAUUAAGAUCCAAAAGAAAGGUGAUGGUGACAUCUCUAUCCUUCCUGUUGCUCUGGCCUCUGGGAUGGUGCCAGCAGGGUCAGAGGCUGGGUCUGGAACAUGUGUUGCACCAGUUGCUGGAGCUACAUCUUCAGUACCAUUGCCACCACCUCCACCACCAUUACCCACCUUAGCAGCGGCAUCUGAGGCAGUGCAAAAUGGUCCUGUGUCGGUGCUGAUGCCACCUCCACCACCACCUCCACCACCGCCUCCACCACCACCACCACCACCUCCUCUCCCAGGUCCAGCUUUGGAGACAGCUCCUGCAGCUCCGCUGCCUCCACCACCCCCGCCAUCAGCACCCCCGCUGCCCGGGACAGCCUCUCCCACUGUGGUGUUCAACUCAGGGCUUGCAGACGGGCCAAUCAAGCUCUUCUCUGUGAAAAUCAAGAAGCCAAUCAAGACCAAAUUCCGCAUGCCAGUGUUCAACUGGGUUGCCCUCAAACCCAACCAGAUUAAUGGGACGGUCUUCAAUGAAAUAGAUGACGAAAGGAUCCUGGAGGAUUUAAAUGUGGAUGAAUUUGAAGAAAUAUUUAAAACAAAAGCCCAAGGUCCAGCCAUUGAUCUUACUUCAAGCAAGCAAAAGAUAACUCAGAAAGGGUCAAACAAAGUCACAUUACUGGAUGCCAACAGGGCAAAAAAUCUUGCUAUUACUUUAAGAAAAGCUGGAAAGACAGCAGAUGAAAUAUGCAAAGCUAUUCACGUGUUUGACCUGAAAACGUUGCCGGUGGAUUUUGUCGAAUGCCUCAUGCGGUUCCUGCCCACCGAGAACGAAGUGAAAGUGUUGCGGCUCUACGAGCGGGAAAGGAAACCCAUCGAGAACUUGUCUGACGAAGACCGGUUCAUGAUGCAGUUCAGCAAGAUUGAGAGGCUGAUGCAGAAGAUGACCAUCAUGGCGUUCAUAGGCAACUUUGCAGAAAGCAUCCAGAUGCUGACUCCACAACUUCAUGCAAUAAUAGCUGCAUCUGUCUCCAUAAAAUCAUCCCAAAAGCUUAAGAAAAUACUGGAGAUAAUCUUGGCUCUUGGAAACUACAUGAACAGCAGUAAACGAGGAGCUGUGUAUGGAUUUAAGCUACAGAGUUUAGACCUGCUUCUAGAAACGAAGUCAACAGACCGAAAGCAGACUCUGCUGCACUAUAUUUCUAAUGUGGUCAAGGAGAAGUACCAACACGUAUCCCUCUUUUACAAUGAGCUUCAUUACGUGGAGAAGGCUGCUGCAGUGUCUCUUGAAAACGUCCUCUUGGAUGUGAAGGAGCUGCAGAGGGGCCUGGAUCUGACAAAGCGUGAGUACACCAUGCAUGACCACAACACGAUGCUGAAGGAGUUCAUUCAGAACAAUGAAGGGAAGCUAAAGAAACUGCAGGAUGACGCCAAAAUAGCCCAGGACGCUUUUGAUGAUGCUGUGAAGUAUUUCGGGGAGAAUCCCAAGACGACACCCCCCUCUGUCUUUUUCCCAGUGUUUGUCCGGUUUGUGAAGGCCUACAAGCAAGCAGAAGAAGAGAAUGAAUUGAGGAAAAAGCAGGAGCAGGCCUUAAUGGAAAAACUUAUGGAGCAGGAAGCAUUGAUGGAGCAACAGGACCAAAAGUCUCCUUCACAUAAAACAAAGAGACAGCAGCAAGAGCUGAUUGCAGAGCUCAGGCGGCGGCAAGUCAAGGAUAACAGACAUGUAUAUGAAGGGAAGGAUGGUGCUAUUGAAGAUAUUAUAACAGCCCUAAAGAAGAAUAAUAUCACUAAAUUUCCAAAUGUUCACUCGAGGGUAAGGAUUUCUUCUAGCACACCGGUGGUGGAGGAUACACAGAGCUGGCAAGCAUCACUUUUUACUUAGCUUCCUCCUCUCUCUGUCUGCCAGACAGCCUGUUGGUAGAUGUGGCUAAGCGUAAUACUGGUGAGAGCCUAAGGGCCAGUGGAGACCGAGGCCAUUUAUUUUCACCCUCUGUGGUGCAGGGAUUCCACAGGCCAUUGGCUGCGGACCGUCUUCACGCUCUUUCCAUUUUGGCCUUUCCUAGUUUAGCCUGAGGUAGGCAGUCUUGUCCCCAGAUUGUUUCAGACCCACAUUAGCCCUGAAUACUCUGCUGCCCCUGUCUUGGCCCUACUACAGCCACUGAACAGGGCAGGAGAGAUGGACAGCCAGCAGCUUGGAGCAUGGAGACUGGAGAGGGCAGCCUUGAAAAAAGGCACCGUCUGCUAGGUACACCAAGAGCUGACAAGUUUGGGAGCUGUAUUUUAGGCAAGGCAUAAGUCAUCCAGGAAAUUGGAGGGAGGGUUUGCCCAGUCUAGUGCAAAAAAAAAAAACCCAAAACAUUUAAGGGCUUUUCCAAGUCCAACACAAAUUUCUUUUCCAGCUUGAAUUAGUCUUAAGGUGUCCCAGAUGUGCUUAUUAUAGCCUAGCCGGCCGUGUAACAGCACAUGUAACAGGCUUUCAUCAAUAUGUCCAUCUCCAGCUUCCUCCACUCUUCAGUCCAUUGCAUGUUUCAUGUCACCUAUUCUUCCCUCUGAGCUCCCACCUCCCAGCAGCAGCAGCAGCAGGCUGGGUCCAGGAGGAGGGAGGGGGUUGGCUCUUCUGCUGCAGCCUGGCAGGAUUGUGCCAGUGGGGCAGGAUGGCAGCUGGAGCUCUGCAAGCCAGUUGCAGCUGCUUUAUCUCAGGGCACCCUCUUUUAGAUAAAUGGGUACAUAGGGAUUGUAGAUCUACU
Pezoporus flaviventris is the source of this 4314-nucleotide messenger RNA. RefSeq names its product formin like 2 (gene FMNL2). Lineage: Eukaryota; Metazoa; Chordata; Aves; Psittaciformes; Psittacidae. Gene Ontology annotation, molecular function: actin filament binding; small GTPase binding. The transcript has 27 exons. Gene Ontology annotation, biological process: regulation of cell shape; cortical actin cytoskeleton organization; cell migration. Bases 147 to 3449 code for a protein of 1100 amino acids. Gene Ontology annotation, cellular component: cytosol. The record is from RefSeq and is a predicted model, not a curated record.